Molecule: messenger RNA, 1312 nt
Organism: Argentina anserina (silverweed cinquefoil)
Lineage: Eukaryota; Viridiplantae; Streptophyta; Magnoliopsida; Rosales; Rosaceae
Product: phosphoenolpyruvate carboxylase kinase 1
Exons: 2
Coding region: 65-889 (274 amino acids)
Biological process (GO): protein autophosphorylation; intracellular signal transduction; peptidyl-serine phosphorylation
Cellular component (GO): cytoplasm; nucleus
Molecular function (GO): ATP binding; calcium/calmodulin-dependent protein kinase activity; calmodulin binding
Source: RefSeq, a predicted model, not a curated record
AACCACCUCCCAAACUCAAAAGCUUCCAUCUUUCUUCAACCCCAAAGCUCCCAAGAACCCUCAAAUGUACGACACACUCAAGAACACCUACCAACUCUUCGAAGAAAUCGGCCGCGGCCGAUUCGGCACCAUCAUCCGCGCCUUCUGCCCCGUCUCCGCCGAGUCCGUCGCCGUCAAGAUCAUCGACAAAACCCUCCUCACCGAUGACACCGACCGCGCCUGUCUCGAGAAAGAACCCAAGAUCAUGACCCUCUUGUCUCCCCAUCCCAACAUUCUCCAAAUCCACAACGUCUUCGAAACAGAGGACUCCAUGGCCAUGGUCCUCGAGCUCUGCAACUCCGAGACUCUCUACGACAAGAUCGCCCACCGCACGUUGCCCGAGCCUGAAGCCGCCAACCUCAUGAAACAGCUCUUGGGGGCCAUAGCUCACUGCCACAGAAUGGGGGUGGUCCACAGGGAUCUGAAGCCGGAGAAUGUUCUAUUUGACUCAAGAAACAAUCUCAAACUAGCCGACUUCGGGUCGGCGGAGUGGUCCAGUGAGGGAGGCUCCAUGGAAGGUGUGGUGGGUACGCCGUACUAUGUGGCGCCCGAGGUCUUGAUGGGGAGGAUGUACAAUGAGAAGGUUGAUGUGUGGAGUGCAGGGGUCAUGUUGUAUAUAAUGUUAGGUGGGAUUCCUCCUUUUUACGGCGAGACGGCGACGGAGAUCUUUGAGGCGGUGCUGAGGGGAAAUCUGAGGUUCCCGCCGAAGGUUUUUCGGGGAAUUUCUCCGGCGGCCAAGGAUCUGUUGAGGAAGAUGAUGUGUAGAGACGUCUCCAGGAGACUAUCUGCAGAGCAAGCACUUAGACACCCUUGGAUCUUGAGCGGUGGAGAAGCAAACCCAAUGGACUGAGCUGACUUCAUGAACCUCAAGAACAUCAGCAGGAAGCAAACCAAGUAUACAAGUUCCCAGCCAUGUAUGUAUGUGAGUUUGAGAAGAGAUAAAACCCACUUCCCUCUCUUAGAAGCGCAUAAGCCCCUGGAUGGAUCCAGAAGAGAAGAGCCUUUUUGAAGCUAGGUAGCUGAGGAAGGGUUGUUCUUAGUAGUUUUAGUACUUUUUUGUAAUGAGAAUCUGAGGUUGUAAAUAGAAUGGGGUUGAGGACUGAUGCUGUGUCCUUCCCCUUCUUCUCUGUGUUUUUUUAGUCGGAGAGAGAUUAGGAAGUGAUGAGUGAGAGCAAAUGAAGUACCUCCCAGAAAGAGAACCAAUGCAAGUUCAGUCCUUUGUCAAUUUCAGUAUGUAAAACCAUGUUUUGUUAAAGCAUAAUGUGUUCGGCAA